Molecule: messenger RNA, 1933 nt
Organism: Phragmites australis (common reed)
Lineage: Eukaryota; Viridiplantae; Streptophyta; Magnoliopsida; Poales; Poaceae
Product: benzyl alcohol O-benzoyltransferase-like
Exons: 2
Coding region: 118-1464 (448 amino acids)
Source: RefSeq, a predicted model, not a curated record
AAGCGAGACCACACUUAGCCCAUUCCACUGCACCACGAACACUACUGCAGCUCGCACUUGCUUCCGCGUACACCUCUCACGUACGUACUCUUAUCGCAUUUGAUCGAUCGAUCACUGAUGGCGUCGUCUCUGCCGGCGUUCACGGUGCGGCGGGGGGAGCCGGUGCUGGUGGCGCCGGCGGAACCGACGCCGCGGGAGACGAAGCCGCUGUCGGACAUCGACGACGGGGAGGGCAUGCGGUUCUACAGCUCCGGCAUCCACCUGUACCGCAACAACCCGGCCAAGGCGGGGCAGGACCCGGCCAAGGUCAUCCUGGAGGCGCUGGCUAAGGCGCUCGUCCCGUACUACCCGCUUGCCGGCCGCCUCCGCGAGGAGGAAGGGAGGAAGCUCGUCGUGGACUGUGGCGCGCAGGGCGUCAUGUUCGUGGAGGCCGACGCUGACCUCACUGCCGAUGACUUUGGGGACGUGCAGAGCCCGCCGUUCCCGUGCUUCGAGAAGUUCAUACUGGAGAGCACCACCAUCGCCGGCGCCGAGCCGGUCAUCGACCGCCCCUUGCUCUACAUUCAGGUGACAAGGCUCAAGUGCGGAGGCUUCAUUUUCGGGCAACGGUUCUGCCACUGCGUGGUGGACGCCCCCGGCGGCAUGCAGUUCGAGAAGGCCAUCUGCGAGUUGGUGUGCGGCGCCAACGUGCCGUCGGUGGCACCGGCGUGGGGCAGGGAAAUGUUCAUGGCGCGUCGGCCCCCCCAGCCGUCGUACCCGCACCUAGAGUACCGAGAGCCGGCGGGUGGGCCGGACAGGAUGCUAUCGACGCCCCCGGCCGAGAUGGUACGCAUCCCGUUCUUCUUUGGGCCUCGCGAGAUCUCCGGGCUGCGCCAGCGCGCACCGCAGAACAUGCGCUGCUCCCGGUUCGAGCUGGUGGCCGCCUGCAUCUGGCGCAGCCGCACGGCGGCGCUCGGGUACGCGUCCGACGAGGAGGUGCGCCUGUCCUUCAUCGUGAAUGCCCGUGGCCGCCCCGAGAUCCCGCUCCCCGAGGGCUUCUACGGGAACGCGUUCGCGUACUCCGUCGCGGCGACCACCGCGGGGGAGCUCUGCGGCAAGGACCUCGGGUACGCGCUGGAGCUGGUGAAGAAGGCCAAGUCGGCCGUGACCUACGACUACCUGCUGUCGGUGGCGGACCUGAUGGUGCUCAACGGGCGGCCGCUGUUCGCGCUGUCGCGGACGUACAUCGUGUCGGACGUGAGCCACGCCGGGUUCAAGAGCGUGGACUUCGGGUGGGGGGAGGCCGUCUACGGUGGGCCGGCGAAGGGCGGCGAAGGGCCGCUCCCCGGCGUGACCAACUACUUCUCGCGGGCCAAGAACGGCAAGGCGGAGGAGGGCACGGUGGUGCCAAUCUGCCUGCCCAGGGACGCCAUGGAGAAGUUCCAGCUCGAAGUGGAAGGCCUCACCGCGACCGCGGAGCUCUAGGCGCACCCUGGCUGGUGUGUGCAUGAUGCAUGGCGUACGUAAUAGCAUACGUGCAGCAAGUAAACCGUCACGUACACCACGAAUGCAUCGUGCUGAUAUCAUGAUAUAUCGUGGACACCUGAUGAUAUAAAAUGCAUGGUUAUAUGCAUUCAUACUACGUUCACAAUAUGUAAGCAAUGAAAUGUGGUUUUGUGUGUGUAAAAUUAAUUCAACGGGAGCCAAUCGUAAGGAAGUGGUUUAGUUGAAAGAAGACGCCUCAUGUUGCCAUGCUGGAGCUGUUAAGUGCUGACCUAAUGAGACUGAAAUUUGUUUGGAUGAGAUUAUGGCCCACGCAUGCUUGUUAGAUAUAUACGGAGUAUAUAGGAGUAUCGUCUGAUCGAUUACGGUAAAAAAUGUGGUGCGUGUACAGAAUAUUGUAACGAAACACGAAGAAUAUCAUCCUUAAAAAAAUACGAAGAAUAUUGAGACA